Messenger RNA from Thalassophryne amazonica, 1582 nucleotides. RefSeq names its product protein SET. Gene Ontology annotation, molecular function: chromatin binding; histone binding. NCBI's taxonomy places the organism in Eukaryota, Metazoa, Chordata, Actinopteri, Batrachoidiformes, Batrachoididae. Gene Ontology annotation, biological process: nucleosome assembly. The transcript is spliced from 8 exons. Gene Ontology annotation, cellular component: nucleus; chromatin. The coding region runs from base 399 to 1214 and encodes 271 amino acids. The record is from RefSeq and is a predicted model, not a curated record.
CGAAAGCUCCGCCAGGCCUGAGAGGACGUAACAGACGGCCAAAAAUGACUUUAAAACCACCCAUCUGGUGACCAUUCGACAUAAUUCGCAGUUUAAUCCACUACGAAUGUGGUUUUAAGAAAAGAGACGGUGUUAAAUCGUCGAAUUGCAGCGGCGUAGUGAGACCUAUUUUGAGAGGCGGAGCUGGCUGCUGGUCGGCGCUGCCUGUAGGGGGCGCUGCGGUGACUUCCUCUGUCUCCUCGGCAGCAGCUACAUUGUGUGGAAAGAAGCACGUUUUUUUUGGCGUCUACGCGUUGAACUUUACGCCGAAUCAACCUUCUCCUGUUGAAGGAGAAACACGACCCAGAGCUACCAGAUAUUCUGUCGGGCGUCCGUAAGUUAUACCAGCUUGCGAAAACAUGUCGGCUUCGGCGGCAAAAGUGAGUAAAAAGGAGCUGAACUCGAACCAUGACGGAGCGGACGAAACCUCCGAGAAAGAGCAACAAGAAGCUAUUGAACACAUUGAUGAAGUUCAGAAUGAAAUUGACAGGUUGAACGAGCAAGCCAGUGAGGAGAUCCUCAAAGUAGAACAGAAAUACAACAAACUUCGUCAGCCCUUUUUUCAGAAGAGGUCAGAACUGAUCGCUAAAAUCCCCAACUUCUGGGUCACCACAUUUGUCAACCAUCCACAAGUAUCUGCCCUACUGGGUGAGGAGGAUGAGGAGGCGCUUCAUUACCUGAGCCGGGUGGAGGUGACAGAAUUUGAAGACAUAAAGUCUGGCUACAGAAUAGAUUUUUAUUUCGAUGAAAAUCCGUACUUUGAAAACAAAGUACUUUCCAAAGAAUUCCAUCUGAAUGAGAGCGGGGAUCCAUCUUCAAAGUCAACAGAAAUAAAAUGGAAAUCAGGAAAGGACCUGACAAAGCGUUCCAGUCAGACACAGAACAAAGCUGGGAGGAAGAGGCAACAUGAAGAGCCCGAGAGCUUCUUCACCUGGUUCACCGAUCACGGUGACGCGGGUGCUGAUGAGCUGGGAGAAGUCAUCAAGGACGACAUCUGGCCAAACCCUUUGCAGUACUAUUUGGUACCCGACAUGGAUGAUGAAGAAGGUGAAGGAGAAGAUGACGAGGAGGAUGAGGAGGGACUGGGGGAUAUCGACGAGGAGGGUGAUGAAGGAGAAGAUGAUGAAGAGGAUGAAGGCGAAGAUGGGGAGGAUGACGAGGGGGAAGACGACUAAGAGACUGCAUCAUCUACCCAGACCCUCAACACUCUGUUUGGUUUUUCUGUUCAUAUUCGGGAGCAAAGGUUUAUUUUAUUUCUUCCCCCCCUUAUCAGUGUGCUUUGUUAUCCAUUCUGAAGGCUGUUAACCUGUUUGGUGCCAUGUUGUGUUUCUCCUUGACUCAUCUAUAAGGUCAAUGACACUUUGCCCUGAUGUGAGUUGCAUCCUUUCCAAAAAAUCAUCUCAAAAAUCAAAGUUUAAAAAUAGAAUCUGCGCAGCAUCCUGAGUAGAAUUUGAAUAAGAUUCACGCAGAAUUCCUCUGGUUAAAGGUUGUGUGGUAAACAGACUGAAGCCAUGACGUAGUGACCUAGUGCUAGCUGACCUCU